CGAUGGACAAUGCGACAUAGAAAUAGAAUAUGGUCCGGUACCACACUACGUCUGAAUCCGAUGGUUUGGCCGUACCAAAUCCGAUCAUGUGUAUUAGAUUAAAAUUACAGAAUCGUCGACAUACGAUGAUACUGUCGAAGGAGCCAUAAUAAAAAAAACAACUUAACUUGGAGGAUAGGUAGAUAGGCGUCGAUAAAAUAUUAUUUUUAGGUUAUGAAUAUAAAUUAUAAAGCAAAUUGCAUUUGCAAUAAUAUUUAGUAUUAAAAUAAAAUGAACCAAUUAAUAUGUCCCGAUUUUUCAGAAUUUCAGGAUAUAUUGAAAAAAAUGCGAGUUAUUGAUGAUAAAAUUGUAUAUUCUCUGAAUACCUCCAUACCGACUGAAUCGUUUAGAAGCAAAGUGGAUGCUACAUCAUCGUGCCAAGAUUUAUAUUUACAAAUACAAAAAGGACAUAGUGAGAGAGAAAAUUUUAUAAAGAAUUGCAUAUUAGUCACGGCUAACACAGUUAAAACUUUAAAAAACAUGAAGGAUCAGAUGCCUGAUAAUAUUGAAGCAAUAAAGAAUUUUAAGGCUGAACAAAGAAAGUUAAGACUCUUGCAAACUGAACUUAGUGUGGAAGAAGUUAUCAAUGAGAGGACAUCGAAGUUGUUUACAGAAAAAUGUAGAAAUUAUUUUAAACCAAGUAAUUAGAGACUGAUUCUUGUGCAUUUGAUGUGUAUAUAGAUUAUGGAAUGGGAAAUAUCUUUAUAAUAUAGCCUAAUAUAGUGAUAUCAAAUAUAUUAUA
Molecule: messenger RNA, 781 nt
Organism: Leptidea sinapis
Lineage: Eukaryota; Metazoa; Arthropoda; Insecta; Lepidoptera; Pieridae
Gene: Ccdc58
Product: protein MIX23
Exons: 3
Coding region: 271-687 (138 amino acids)
Cellular component (GO): mitochondrion; mitochondrial intermembrane space
Source: RefSeq, a predicted model, not a curated record